Molecule: messenger RNA, 938 nt
Organism: Drosophila yakuba
Lineage: Eukaryota; Metazoa; Arthropoda; Insecta; Diptera; Drosophilidae
Product: scoloptoxin SSD43
Exons: 4
Coding region: 1-822 (273 amino acids)
Source: RefSeq, a predicted model, not a curated record
AUGAUCGGGAGCCUUUUGGUACCUUUGAUACUGCUCCUGCCAAUGGCCUCCGGCUACAACUACUGCAACAACAAGACGCACAAGUGUGUGCUGGAGAACAAAAAGCACUUCAUGUGCCAUCUUCAGGACUUCCCCAUCUACGGGAACGACACCAAGUUCUUUGCCUCAGUUCCGAACAACUUGAAGAUGCAGAGGAUAGUACUGGACAUCCUCAACCAAUUGCGAAACGAGUUUGCGGGCGGAGAACUGACGACGAAGGGCAACAAGAAGUUCGCGAGAGCCAGGCGGAUGCGCCGGCUCUUGUGGGACAAGGAGCUGGCCUACAUGGGCCACAACCAUGCGUCCACCUUGUCCCUGAUGCCGUCGCCGUGCCGGUCCACCCUGCGGUUCCCCCACGUCGGUGAGGCCAUUGCCCUGGUGACCCGCAGGGAGAAGGUCAAUCUAAAGGAGAUAUAUUCGAUGGCGUUCAAUUCGAUGUUCGCCGAGUACCGGGAUGUCGUUGAUCCAGACGGUCUCCUCCAGGCCUUUGAACCUACCAGGGACUCCAAGGUGCACUACUUCACCAACCUCAUCAGCGACCGAGUGUCACGCGUGGGAUGUGGCAUUGCCGUGGGCUCCGACUGCCAUCCAUCCUUCAAGUUCUGCCACUUCGUCACCUGCUACUUCGACUUCAGCAACCUGCCUGGCUCGUAUGUGUACAAGGCCGGGGAUCCCACCUCCUCCUGCGACGACUGGGGCGUUGUUAGCUCUGAUAAGUUUGCGAAUCUCUGCAAGAACAGCGGCGAGAUUUUCCCCCACGAUCAGGGCGAUCGAGUUGAGUGAAAGUCGGAUGGUGAGGUGUUUAGUAUAUUCGUACAUUUAUAUAUGUUUUUCAAGCACAGGAGUCCGACUUAGAAAACCUCCCAGAACCCGAAAUACAAUCCUUACAUUUCCUACGA